UUGUGAACCAAUUAGCUAGCAAACUUGUACCUCGGGGGUAGGGACAUUUGUGCCCAGUUAAAUUCGACUGCGUACGUGGCAACUGGCUCUGUCGCAUGGUCUACGUAUCAGCGACGUUGGUAGUGUGAUCUCUGACAUUUUCGACGGGAGCUGCAUUGGACUGUCCAGGAGGUAUUUUUCCUUAUCAACCAGCAUGCAUUCACGACUUUCUGUGAUGAGGUGCAAAAUGACAUUGCUGCUUGCUUUAAUUGCCAAUUUUCUCCCAGUCGCCAAACCAUGCAUGCCAUUGUCCUUGACUAAAAGCGACUAUAAUAAUGACAACAACGAUUACCCCGAUCAGAUAGCAACUCUGAUCAUGCUUCCAAAGGGAAAAUGUCGGGUCACUUCACAUAAUUCUGAAGACGGGGAACAACUGCAUAUAAACCAAAGUUCAAACGUCAAUAUCCAUCCACUGUACGCAUCUACCACAUUUUCCAAUCAUUUGACUAACGUAGAUGACAAAGGUUUUUUCCCUCGUCAAGACCCUUACGUAAUGUGCCUGGUCUUUUGCCAGUACGAGAAAAACCAAACGAUUUCGACUACAGAAAACACUGAAAUUCGCCAAAUAUUAUGUUUUCCACAAUUCCAGAACAAGUGUUGUGUGAUAAAGGAAAUGAUGAAAUAUCCUUCAGAUCUGCCUGAA
Molecule: messenger RNA, 682 nt
Organism: Gryllus bimaculatus (two-spotted cricket)
Lineage: Eukaryota; Metazoa; Arthropoda; Insecta; Orthoptera; Gryllidae
Source: the annotation of a GenBank genome assembly